CAAAAUCAAGCCAAGUUCACAUACACAUCUCCAUGGAACUAGGCUACGUUUACCGAAUCAAUCCUCUCCAUUUCUGGAUCAUUUAUUAACAAAUUCCUUCCGUCUCUCUCUUCACUUGACUGCCCAGCCCGUGUGUUUUGAGUAUCAGGAACAAAAAACAAAAACAAAAAAAAAAAAAAAAAAAAAAAAAAAAAAAAAAAAAAAAAAAAAAAGGGAAGGGAAGAAUAAUUCAGGGUUUUGUUUCAGGUGACUACCUCUGUGAUGUCUACAGUAGGAAAUUCUACAAAUAUUUUCUGGCAUGAAUGCGGGGUUGGAAAACUUGACAGGCAGAAGCUGCUAAAUCAGAAGGGAUGUGUUGUAUGGAUUACGGGUCUUAGCGGAGCAGGAAAAAGUACGGUAGCAUGCUCACUAGGUAGAGAACUACACAACAGAGGAAAGCUCACAUACGUGCUUGAUGGUGACAAUGUUAGACAUGGUUUGAACAAGAAUCUUGGGUUUUCAGCGGAAGAUCGUGCAGAAAAUAUACGUAGGGUCGGGGAAGUAGCAAAGCUCUUUGCUGAUGCAGGCUUAAUAUGUAUUGCUAGUUUAAUUUCUCCAUACAGAAAGGAUCGCGAUGCUUGCCGUGCUUUAUUGCAAGAUGAUAAUUUUAUCGAGGUUUUUAUGAAUACGUCUCUAGAAGUUUGUGAGGAAAGGGAUGCAAAAGGCCUCUACAAGCUUGCACGUGCUGGGAAAAUUAAAGGUUUUACAGGGAUAGAUGAUCCAUAUGAACCACCUCUGAAUUGUGAGAUAGAAAUACAGCAACAAAAUGCUGAAAAUUGCCCAAGUCCAAGUGCCAUGGCAGGACAAAUUGCAUCUUAUUUGGAGGAUAAGGGUUUUCUGCAUGAUAAUUGAUAUCAAUCUAUUUUUUCUUACUCUUUUUGAAGUUCUAUAAUUUUACAUCUUUUUGUCUGCCAUUUAUAAACCAUCCAUUGAUUCUUCUUGAGAUUCAAUCGUUCUUUGGUUGUAUAAUAACACAAAAGUGAACUCAACUUGCUUGUAAAAAAUUGAGAUUGUUGGCCUGUUUCGAUGUUAAAAAUCCUACUGAAAAAUACUUCUUGCA
Messenger RNA from Papaver somniferum (opium poppy), 1099 nucleotides. Its product is annotated as adenylyl-sulfate kinase 3-like. The transcript has 7 exons. The coding region runs from base 262 to 891 and encodes 209 amino acids. Gene Ontology annotation, biological process: sulfate assimilation. The record is from RefSeq and is a predicted model, not a curated record. Lineage: Eukaryota; Viridiplantae; Streptophyta; Magnoliopsida; Ranunculales; Papaveraceae. Gene Ontology annotation, molecular function: ATP binding; adenylylsulfate kinase activity.